AUUUGACGUUUUGAACCUAUCUAUCAAAAGUUACAAAUAAAUUACCACAAACAUUUUAAAUAAGAAACUCAACUUGCAAGUAUUAUCCUACAUUAUUUGAAAAAGAUGUCCAAAGAAUAGAAGAUGGAGAGUAAACUUAGAAAAUGGAGAACUAAACGAGACUUUAUAAAACUGCUACAAUCUCGUGAAAACAAUGCCGAAACCUCCAAAUUUUUCAAACAACAUUCACAAUUUACAGACAGUUUGAUAAAGCGGCUUGGUUUGGAAUUUGAAUUAGAAGGUCACCAAGGUUGUGUUAAUUGUCUAGAGUGGACCCCAAAUGGACAACAUUUAGCAUCUGGUUCUGACGAUACAAAUGUCAUAUUAUGGGAUCCUUUUAGACAUAAGAAAUUACAUGUAAUACCAACACAUCAUAUUGGAAAUAUUUUCUCCGUUAAGUUUUUAGGAACUUCUUGUUCUGAAUUAGCAACAGCUUCUGGAGAUUGUAGAGUUCUUGUACAGUCCAUACCUACAGCUAUAGCUAAAGGACCUCCAAUUCUUGAAUGCAGCUGUCAUGUUAAUAGAGUAAAAAGAUUGGCAACUUCUCCAGUUGAACCGUCUUUGUUCUGGUCUGCAGCUGAAGAUGGACUCAUUAUUCAAUAUGAUCUAAGAGAACAACAUGAUUGUUCUUUAUCACAAAUAAAAGUUUUAAUUGACCUUAGCGAUAAUUUUGGAGAAGUAAAAUGCAUAGCAGUUAAUCCAACAAAACCACACUACAUUGCAGUUGGGGCAAAUGACUGCUACAUUAGAUUAUAUGAUAGAAGAAUGUUAAGACCAUAUAUUCUCAAACAUGAGCGUAAUCAUUUUAAUUUCCGUAUUGAUUAUGGCAGUAGUAAGACACCUAAAAAGGAAAUGGAAACAGAAAAUUGUGUUCAAUAUUAUGCUCCAGGCCAUUUGGCAGUUGAAAAUGCAAGUGUUAGUAGCUUCAAAUUAGCUGUUACUAACAUAUCUUUCAAUUCUGCUGGGUCCGAAAUGUUGGCCAAUAUGGGAGGUGAACAAAUUUAUCUAUUUGACAUUAAUAAUUCUAGGCAUAUAAAAGAUAUUCAGGUGCCUCAGUUUUUCAAUAAGAAACAGUUGCCUGUAUGCAAUCAGUGUUACAAUUUGGAAGGAAAUGGUUUUCUAAAUAAACCUAAAAUAAAUCAGUUUCCUGAGGAAAAUUGCGUUUGUUUUUAUAUAGACAGAGCAAAUCAGUGUAUUAAACGAAAAUGGAUGGGUGAUUUGUAUAAUGCUGCACGAGACUUUUUACAUGUAAUUCAAAAUUGGCCUAGCAAAUUGCAGGCUUAUGUAGGCCUAAUAGAAUGUCUUUUAGAACUGAAAUGGACAGCUGAAGCUAAAAAAUGGUUGGAUUAUUUUUCAGCUUUACCAGAAAAUAGUAAUAAUCCACAGAUAAAUUUGUUACAAGUGAAACUGGAAAAGCUCUUUGCCUCCAAUCAACCCAAAGAAAAAGACAUGGACGUUUCAGAAGAUAAAGAUAGAUAUUUUAGAAAAGUAGAUGAAAAUGAACAAAAGAAAAGGUUGGAAUCUUUAGAUUUUGAAAAGAGAUUUUUAGGCCAUUGUAACACUACGACUGAUAUCAAGGAAGCUAGUUUCUUAGGUGAUGACGGAAAUUAUGUAUGCGCUGGAUCAGAUGAAGGAAUAAUUUUCAUUUGGGAAAGAAAAAAAUCUAAAAUUGUAACGGCUUUAUUUGGGGACGUAUCCAUAGUUAACUGUAUUCAACCACAUCCCAGUGCCUGUUUUAUAGCUUCCAGUGGCAUAGACUCAGGUGUCAAACUCUGGUCUCCACUUCCAGAACUUGACGAUUUUGUAAAUCCUCGUGUAGUAACCGACGUUCAAGCAGUGGUAGAAGCGAAUCAGAAUAGAAUGGCGAUGGACCCUUUGGAAUCUAUGUUAGUUAACAUGGGAUAUACCAUUCCGGGAGUACACAUGUCUAAUGAGGUACCUUCUUGUCAGACAUGUUAGUUGUGGUUCAUUGUUCGCUCAUAUAAUAUAUAAAUAUACAAAGAAGGAUGCUUUGCAGAAAGUUGUCUUUUAAUAUAAAUAACACAUAUUUCUUUUUUAUUUAUAUGGUUAAAUUUCACAUUUUUAUAGUGAGAUGUAAUAUUAAAAAUCUUUUAAUUCCCGAGUGUGUUUGAACACGUUCAUUGUCUUUGAUGUUUUGGUUGGUUUUAACAUACUAGCUGACAAAAUGACUUGGAAUGAACUUUGUCGGGACCUAUGCAAUAUAGAUCUACAAUAUCUCGAGAAAAAUAUAAUGAAAUCUUUUGUUUCUGACAUUAAAUUUUACAAAUCAUAUUUACACAAAUUGAUAUUUAUAUGUAUUAUCUCAGAAGAUUAUUAAUCUGCCCACCGUUUUAUUUGAUUUGCGGGGUGAAAUUUUUUGGAAUAGAUACAUAUUGAAUAGAAGGUUACAAUGGCUAGGUCACUUAGAAUGAAUGGACUAAGACAGACUCAUGAAAUAAGUUGCAUGGAAGAUAUCAGAGGGUAAGAGGAAAAGAGCUAGAUUAAAAAAUGGUGGAAGGAAGUAGUGGAAUAAGACCUUAAAGGAAAAAAUAUCCAGAGCUGGAGGGAAAAAGGAAGGGACGAAAGAAGUGAAGGAGAACCUAAAUGCUCUGCAGAUAAGCCUAUAUAUAAAAACAUAUUGAAUGCUUUCAAAAUUUAUAUAUUUAGUGAAUCUUCGUCAUAAAUAGUUUUUAAUCGUUUUUUUCUGUUUUAUUGUUUUUCUUCAAAUAUUUUUGUAACUUUUGUGGAAAUACUGCCUAACGCCGUUUUAUUUGGCUAAGUGAAAUAGGGUGGGCCAGAAUAAAUUUUAUCAAAACUUAUUAAAAACCAUUGUAUGUAUAAAGAAAUUGUCAUUUAUUUUUUAUAAUUUCAGCACUAAUACCUAAAGUUUUGAUUCACUUUUUUUUUCGGCAAUAAAACAGUAGAUACACCUCCAUUCUUCAUACACUGAGUAAACUGAUUUCCAGCUUUGCCUUGAUUUCUUACUUGACGUUGGUCUCCAAUCUUGUAGGACGAUUCACAUUCUCGGGAUUUCAAAGAACCCAUGCCACUCCAAAACGUUCCUAAUUGAGAUAAGAUGCGAUUGGAAAACAGAUAUCAAUACUCUUUUAGUGUGAUAUUGUACUAUCUUAUUCAAACAAAUUUUCCGUUAAAUCCAACUCAUCUAGCAAUGGGAACAAAUCUUGUAAUAUGUUUACAUACCAGUUAGAGUUAACUGUCACUUGAAAGAACCAGGGACCAAAGAUUCCAUUCCAUACUUGCCUGCACAUUGUGACUUUAGGAGAAUACAAAGACAGUUUCUCGAUGAUUGGUGGAACUUUAUUUAAUUUUUUUUAACGUCCCACAGAAAUGAAAAUGAAUUUCAUCAUUACAACAACAAAUAGAUUUCAACGCAUGAUGUCAGGAAAAAGUUUGUCUUCCAGCAUCUCUAACUAAUCCACUAGCGCUCCGCUAUGGCGUCAAUCUAACUUUUAUGAGGAUAUUGUUACAACUAUUUCAUUAAAAACAUGAAAUAUAUUUUUUAAAUUAAUCAGAAAGUAAGUGUUAUUUUUUGAAAGAUCUGCUUUUUGAAUUGGCAUCUUUAUAUUUACCAUUGUACAGUUGCAUAAUUUUUUUAUUAUAUUGAAUUUAUCCAUUUUUGACAGCGAAAAUAUAAUUUAUCUCCUUUUAUUAUGAGGUACAUAGUUUUGGGAUUCUAUUUGAUAUUGUUUUUUGUUCUGAAGUAUAAGAUUUGAAUUAAUAUUUCUAUUAUUAAAAUAUUUUUUGUUUUUAAAGUAACAAAAUUUCUAAUACUUUAUAGUUUUUUAUUAUAUUUUUUUGUACACAUUUCAAUAAAAUCUUUGUUACCUAUUAUAUUAUGAUAUUAAAAAACAAAAACGUGUACAGCAUUGUAACGGAUAGUGUUUUUAGAUACGUGAGUUAUCGUUUAUUUAUUGCUUUAAAUUUUUUACAAUUUUAUUGUUAAACUUUAUUAAAAAAAAAUAAAAUGAAGUGAAAAAAUUA
Messenger RNA from Diorhabda sublineata, 4041 nucleotides. Its product is annotated as WD and tetratricopeptide repeats protein 1-like. Gene Ontology annotation, cellular component: Cul4-RING E3 ubiquitin ligase complex; cytoplasm. The transcript has 11 exons. The coding region runs from base 124 to 1998 and encodes 624 amino acids. NCBI's taxonomy places the organism in Eukaryota, Metazoa, Arthropoda, Insecta, Coleoptera, Chrysomelidae. Gene Ontology annotation, molecular function: protein binding. Gene Ontology annotation, biological process: negative regulation of fatty acid biosynthetic process. The record is from RefSeq and is a predicted model, not a curated record.